AUGGCUCGCGGUAGAAUCCCGCCCGGGUUACGGGGCCGUGUCGCGCGCCGCACCACGCCUCUAGCUCAAUUCCUCCUCCUACAGACCUUCACCGUUCCGGAAUGCCGGACUCCCAGCCCCUUCUAUCAUGCGCGCCGAUACGGGACAAUUGGCCGAAGCGGGGACACCGGUGCGAAUGCAAAGGAAGCACUGGAAAGUGCAGAACAUGAUGCGGCCACAGAUUCAGCGACGGAUACGGCAGCGAGGGACACACAGUCUAGCCGGGCUGUCGCUAGAGAAGCCGCAAGCUCGUCAAGUUCCGGAUCGUCAAUCGUCAGCGACGUAAAAGACUGGGAAUACAACCCGAACAUGAAGAUCGAGUCAUUCAAGGAUUUACCGCAUGCCAAUUUCGGCGUGAACCAACACAUUCCCUUCGAUGCCGAGUUCAAGGAGGUUCUGAAGGCGAUACCUUGGCAGUUCCGCGCACCGAUUCGGUACGCAUUUGCCUACGGCUCCGGUGUCUUCCCGCAAUCAAAAUCCAGCGGGCGGGUACCAACGGCGGAUGAGAUUCGUUCUGUUCAUCCCAAGGCGCCGCCUGCUGUGCAGAGGGCCCAGGAUGGCACUCCCAAGAUGAUAGACUUUAUAUUCGGCGUUUCGCACACCCAGCACUGGCAUUCUCUAAACAUGAAGCAGCACCGCGACCACUACUCUUCGCUUGCUCGCCUUGGGUCCGGUGCUGUUUCCUAUGUUCAGGACAAGUUGGGAGCUGGCGUCUACUUUCACCCCUAUAUUGUCGUCAACGGAAUUCUGAUCAAGUACGGUGUUGUGCAAUUGGGCACGUUAGAAAGGGACCUGAGCCAGUGGGAAACGCUGUAUCUUGCCGGGCGCCUGCACAAGCCAGUCAAGAUACUGCGCGACGAUCCAAUGAUACGGAUGGCUAACCAAAUGAAUCUCCUUUCGGCUCUACGGACGGCACUCCUGUUGCUGCCGCCGAAAUUCACGGAGGAGGAGCUUUACGGCACCAUUGCGGGCAUCAGCUACCUCGGCGAUCCGCGCAUGACUCUCCCGACCGAGAACCCGAGCAAAGUGAAGAACAUUGUCGGCAGCAACAUGGCCAACUUCCGGCGUCUCUACCUCCCUCUCAUCGAGACCCUCCCCAACGUCCAAUUCAAUGACCCCGCUUGCAGCUCAAGAGAUUGGAUCUGGGACAACACCAACCUGAAGCUGGUCCAGGACAUGGACCCCGUCAAGCGCGGCAACAUGGUGCGCCGGCUACCCAGGGCGUUCCGAUCUCGCCUGUACUUCCAGUACCAGAAGAAGUUUGCCAUCCCGCAGGCCGAGUUCGACAAGAUGAUGGACGAGAGCAAGAACGAGGACUCGGUCGCCUUCAAGCGCCGCGAGGGCGGCGGUUUUGAGCAGCGCAUCGCCCAGGACGACCCCGCCGAGCUCCGCGACUACAUCCGCACCGUCAUCAAGCGUACCAUCAGCUGGCCGGCCACCACACAGUCCCUCAAGGGGCCCCUAACCAGUGGGUUUAGGAAAACGGUCCGGUAUAUGAUGGAGAAGGUGGACAAAUACCGCCAGGGCCGGGCUGCGGGGAAAGCCCAGGCUGCUGCUGAGCGGGAUGACACCCCAAGCGGCAACCAGGAGGCUGAACAGAAGCGGAAGAGUUGA
This is a messenger RNA of Canariomyces notabilis, 1653 nucleotides long. Its product is annotated as mitochondrial matrix Mmp37. The record is from RefSeq and is a predicted model, not a curated record. Lineage: Eukaryota; Fungi; Ascomycota; Sordariomycetes; Sordariales; Chaetomiaceae. The transcript has 2 exons. Gene Ontology annotation, cellular component: mitochondrion. Gene Ontology annotation, molecular function: phosphatidate cytidylyltransferase activity. The coding region runs from base 1 to 1653 and encodes 550 amino acids. Gene Ontology annotation, biological process: CDP-diacylglycerol biosynthetic process; cardiolipin biosynthetic process.